AUUCAGCAGUAGCGGGAUCACACGAAAGGAAAUCAAACACACAAUAUUGAACAGUACAACAAACCUGACAUACACCGAACAACCACAGCAGAUCAUCAAUCCUACCACAAGAUGGAUGUACAAGUACAGGGUACGCCGCAGUACUACCAGGAACUGCAGCAGCAGCAGCAUCCCCGCGACUACGACGAUCCGGACGCGGACGAGGAGGGCGAGAUGGAGGCCGAGCGCGAUCUGGCCGAGGACGCACAAUGGAAGCGGAUACAGCAGAACACGUUUACGCGCUGGGCCAACGAGCACCUGAAGAUCAUCAACCAGAACAUUGCCAAUCUCGAGAGCGACCUCUCCGAUGGGCUGCGCCUGAUCGCCCUGAUCGAGGUGCUCUCACAGAAGCGCAUGAGCAAACACAACAAGCGGCCCACGUUCCGCAGCCAGAAGCUGGAGAAUGUAUCCGUGGCACUGAAGUUCCUCGAAAUCGAGGGUAUCAAAAUCGUCAAUAUCGACUCUUCCGACAUUGUGGACUGCAAGCUGAAGCUGAUCAUGGGCCUGAUCUGGACGCUGAUUCUGCACUACUCCAUUUCGCUGCCAAUGUGGGAAGGCGAUGAGAAUGGGGACAAUCUCGCCAACGGUAACGGAGCCUCACCGAAGCAGCGCCUGAUGAACUGGAUUCACCGGCUGGUACCGGAUCUGCCUAUCAAUAACUUUACCUCGGACUGGACGAACGGUAAGGCGGUCGGUGCCCUGGUCGACGCCGUCGCCCCCGGUCUCUGCCCAGACUGGCCGAUGUGGGACCCGAAAGAUGCCGUCCAGAAUGCGGCCGAAGCGAUGGGACUGGCCGACGAUUGGCUUAACGUACGGCAACUGAUUCGGCCCGAAGAGAUGGUCAAUCCUAACAUCGACGAACAGUCCAUGAUGACCUAUCUGUCACAGUACCCGAACGCCAAGCUAAAAGCCGGUGCUCCCCUGCGUCCGCGGACUAAUCACAGCAGUGUUCCACCGCCGCGGGUUCGCGCUUACGGUCCCGGAAUCGAGCCAACCGGCCCGAUCGUCGGAGCCCCGGCCAACUUCACCGUCGAGACGUUCUCGGCCGGUAAGGGCAACGUCGAGGUGGCGGUUCUCAACGCGAACGGUAACGCCGAGAAGGUCGACUGUAGGUUCAAUAACGAUAAGAACCUCACAUACUCGGUGUCGUACAUCCCCAAGCUGGAAGGACUGCACAAGGUGUACGUGAAGUUUAACGGGCGUGAUAUCCCCAAGAGCCCGUACGAAGUGCAGGUCGAAGGUCAGGCCGGUGACGCUUCGAAGGUGACGGCUAGCGGGCCGGGUCUCCUGCCGGACGGUGUGAUCGUUGGCAAGCAGACGUACUUCGACAUCACGACUAAGGACGCUGGCAAAGGGACACCGGAAGUGAUUGUGCUGGAUCCGGCCAACCACAAAACUACCGUCGCUGCCAAGUUGCGCCAGAUCGGGACGGAUCAGUGGCGCUGCGAAUACACGGCCAAGCAGGUCGGGCUUCAUUCGGUGAACGUGUUCUACUGUGGCCAACAGAUUAAAGGCAGCCCGUAUGGGGUGCGCGUGGCACCGGUUUGCGAUCCGCGCAAGGUGCGAGCCAGUGGCCGCGGUCUGCAGCCGGUCGGAGUGCGCGUCAACGAUGAUGACGUCACGUUCCGCAUCUUCACCGAAGGUGCGGGCGAGGGCAUUCCCGAGGUGAAAAUCUUCGGCCCCGGUGGGGUCGUGCCGGAGUACAGCAUGCGCAAGAUUGACGCCACGACCUACGAAGUGCAGUACAUUCCACUGAAGGAGGGCCGCUACAAACUGUUGGUCCUCUACGGGGGCCAGGAGAUCCCGAAAUCGCCGUUUGAGGUGGCCGUCGGUCCGCAGAAGCACACUUCGAUCGUGGCGUACGGACCGGGACUGAAGACGGGUAUGGUGGGACAACCAGCCUGCUUCGUCGUUGAAACGAAUGGCGAAACGGGCAACCUUGGAUUCAGCAUUGCCGGCCCAUCGCAGGCGGAAAUCGAGUGCCACGACAACGGGGACGGUUCGGCACUCGUGAAGUACCACCCGACCGCGCCGGGAGAGUACGCCGUGCACAUCCUGUGCGACAACGAGGACAUACCGAAGAGUCCUCACAUCGCACAGGUCCUCCCGAAGGCGGACGACUUCCACCCGGAGCUGGUGAAAGUGAGUGGACCGGGAGUGGAGAAAAAUGGCAGCGUUAUUGUCAAUAAGCCGACCGAGUUCACUGUCGAUGCAACGCGUGCCGGUUCGGCACCACUGGAGGUGAAAAUUAAUGACGUUUUCUCCAACACCAUCGCCCAUCGAAUCACCCAGAACCAGGAAAGUGGUACGAAGAAGAUCACAUAUACCGCCCCGUCGGCCGAACCCGUCACGGUGGAGGUGAACUAUGGCGGUGUGGCCGUACCGCAGUCACCGUUCCGUGUGAACGUUUCCACACCACUGGACGCGUCGAAGGUGCAGUUCUUUGGCCCGUGGCUCGAGCCUGGCGUGAAACCAAACGCCGCCACACACUUCAACGUUGACGCUCGGAACGCCGGUAACGGUUUGCUCGAGGUAAACUUGGUGCACGAUGAAACGGGGCAGAAGGUACCGGUGCGCAUCAUCGACAACGACGAUCAAACGUAUGCCGUCGAGGUGAUUCCACCGCUACCGGGAACUUACACGACGAACCUCAGCUACGGCGGUUUGAAGGUGCCGAUCGCACCAAAAGUAACCGUACAUCCCCCGGUAGACGUGUCAAAGAUCAAGGUGGAUGGACUGGAACCGACCGCACCGUUGAACAGCCUCCAGCAGUUCCGCGUAAUCACGAACGGUAUCGGAAAGGCGGACCUAGCCGUUACCAUUACCAGCCCGUCCGGAAAUCGCGUCAAGGCGCACGUGAUACCAACCGCCGAAGGGUUUCUGGUCAACUUCACGCCCACCCAGUUGGGCGAGUACCUACUGAGCGUUAGUUUCGGUGGUACGCCGAUCACGCCGCAGCCAUUCCGGUUGCAGUGUUUGGUUGGGUCCGAUUCACGCAAGGUGCAGGCCAGCGGUCCCGGGUUGGUGCGAGGCAUCAUCAAUCGGCCGGCCGAGUUUAUGAUCGAUACGCGGGGUGCGGGGCAGGGCGGUCUUGGUGUGACGGUCGAGGGCCCGUGUGAGGCGGCCAUCAACUGUCGCGACAAUGGCGACGGUACCUGCAACGUGGCGUACCUCCCAACAGAGGUCGGUGACUACACGAUAAACAUAACGUUCAACGAUGAUCACAUCGCUGGCUCCCCGUACCAGGCCAUUAUCAUGCCGGAGCCGAAUCUCCACAAAAUUCGCGUGUCCGGCAUGGGCAUUCAACCACACGGUGUUAUUAUGAAUGCGCCCACCGAUUUCCAGGUCGACAUGAGUAAAGUCGGCGACGAUGUGGACCGAUCGAAACUGUCGUGCAAUAUUUUCGACCCCCGUGGUAACGAAAUUCCGAGCAAACUGGUGCCGAGUGAAUCGGCCGAUGAUGUUUUCCGUAUCAUGUAUACACCGUUCGAAGCUGGCCGACACACGAUUGAACUGCUGUAUGAUAACGUACCCGUGCCGGGCUCGCCAUUCGUCGUGAACGUGAAGUCGGGUUGCGACCCAACCCGUUGCCGUGCCUAUGGACCCGGUCUGGAGGGUGCAUUGACCGACAAAUCGGCCACUUUCACCGUUGAGACACGUGGCGCCGGAGCCGGAGGACUGUCGCUAGCAAUCGAAGGACCCUCAGAGGCGAAGAUGCAUUGCACCGACAAUCGGGACGGUUCCUGUGAUGUCGAGUACCUACCGACGGAACCGGGCGAGUACGACAUUACGAUCCGCUUCGCGGACAAGCACAUCCCCGGCUCACCGUUCAAAGUCGUGGUCAACGAAUCGACACGCCCCGAGAAGGUGAAAGUGUACGGUCCUGGCAUUGAGCACAAUCAGGUGUACGAGGCUGUGCCGGCAGAGUUUUUCAUUGACUGCGGUGCGGCAGGACCCGGAAAAAUCGCGGUAAAACUAAACUCAUCGGACGGUAAACCGAUCAGCGUGCAGGUGCAGGAUCGUGGCGACGGUGUGUACGGCGUCUCGUACGUACCGCCGAAGGAAGGAUCCGUUCUCACGGCGAACGUGCAGUUUGCCGACCAGGAAGUGAGCUGCAGCCCAUUCGUGAUGACUGUCGCUCCGGCGCCCAAUGACGCCCCGGUGAAGGUGUACGGUGAAGCGGCCACGAAGAAAAAUCUGCCAGCAUCGCUGCCCGCCAAAUUCCAGAUCGACGCACCUAAAGCACAGGCCAAGGAAGACAUCAAUGUCAGUAUCAAGGGGCCGGAUGGCAAGCCAUUGGUGCCGAAAAUGGAGCAGGAACAGGAUGGAACAUAUGCAGUUUCGUUCGUGCCGGAUGAGUGCGGUCCCUAUAAUGUCAGUAUUAAGUGCGGCGGAAAGGAUGUCCUUGGUUCACCCUUCCUUCUGCAAGCCAUACCCACGGGAGAGGCGGAUAAAUGCAAAAUGGUGCAAGCCGUCCCCACAAAUCAGGAAUACGGUAAAAAGAAUCACUUGGCCGUCGAUGCUAGAGAAGCUGGAACGGGGGCAGUAACAUGCAAGAUUGUGUCUCGUUCGGAGGCGAGCGACGUUGACAUCGAUAUCAUAGAAAAGGAUGGAUUCUUCGACAUUUUCUACAUGCUCAAAGAUCCGGGCGAUUACGAUUUGGACAUAAAGUUUGGUGGUCAGAAUAUCCCGAAUGGAACCUUUACAAUCAAGGCCGUCGAGAGCGUUGAGGAGCAGGUCACGAAGAGUGCCACCAACACUACCUCCUCUUCGGCAGUCACCGAAAAUCACACGUACCAGCACCAGGAGUCGUACAUCGAGCAAGUUUCCUCGGUGUCAAAGUCGAAACAAUACAUACAGCAAACCGCCAGCGAAGAAUUUCUCGUUCGGGAACGGCUCGUGAACGGUAAACACGACAGUGUUUCCACACUAAACAGUGUACAGCAGCAAACAUCGACGACCACCAGCUCUACGAACGGGACCUCGGAGCACGAUAGCCAUCACAACGGUACAAGCCAAUCAUCGAGCCGCUUGCGCGACUUCAAACUUGAGCGUUUAAAUCUUCCCCAAACCGGUGGACUGGUAACAGCCGAAGUCAAGAUGCCCAGCGGACAGGUAGACAAGCCCGUGAUUGACGACAACCACGAUGGCACCGUAUCGAUCCGCUACGACCCGAAGGAGGAAGGUAUCCACGAGCUGGCGGUGAAGUACAAUGGUGAGCAUGUGCAGGGCUCGCCGUUCAAAUUCCACGUCGAUUCGAUCUCGUCCGGGUACGUGACGGCGUACGGGCCGGGCCUGGUGCACGGUGUCACCGGCGAACCGGCCCAGUUCGUCAUCUCCACCAAGGGGGCCGGUGCCGGUGGUUUGCAGAUGGCCGUCGAAGGGCCGAGCAAGGCGGACAUCACCUACCACGAUAACAAGGAUGGCACGGUGUCCGUGUCGUACCUACCGACCGCUCCCGGCGAGUACAAGAUCUCCGUCCGCUUCGGUGACAAGCACAUCAAGGGUUCGCCGUACUUUGCCAAGAUCACCGGCGAGGGCCGCAAGCGUAACCAGAUCUCGGUCGGUUCCUGCUCCGAGGUGACGCUCCCGGGCGUGAUCAGCGACCAGGAUCUGCGCUCGCUGAACGCGUCGAUUCAGGCGCCGACGGGCCUGGAGGAACCGUGCUUCCUGAAGCGCAUGCCAACCGGCAACAUUGGCAUCUCGUUUACGCCGCGCGAAAUCGGCGAGCACACCGUGUCCGUCAAGCGGCUCGGCAAGCACAUCGCCAACUCGCCCUUCAAGGUGAACGUGUGCGAGCGUGAGGUCGGCGACGCGAAGAAGGUGGUCGUUUCGGGCAGCGCACUGAAGGAAGGCAAAACGCACCAGGACAACGUGUUCGCGGUGGACACGCGCAACGCCGGAUACGGCGGUCUUUCGCUGUCGAUCGAGGGCCCGAGCAAGGCGGAGAUCCAGUGCACGGACAAGGACGAUGGCACGCUGAACAUCGCGUACAAACCGACCGAACCGGGCUACUACAUCGUGAAUCUCAAGUUCGCCGACCAUCACGUGACGGGCUCCCCGUUCACGGUGAAGGUAUCGGGCGAGGGUACGAACCGGCAGCGGGAGAAGAUCCAGCGGCAGCGCGAGGCCGUGCCGAUCACGGAGGUCGGUAGCCAGUGCAAGCUCACGUUCAAGAUGCCGGGCAUUACGUCGUUCGAUCUAUCGGCCACCGUCACCUCGCCCGGUGGCGUUAGCGAGGACGCCGAGAUACAGGAGAUCGAAGACGGACUGUACGCGGUUCACUUUGUGCCGAAGGAGCUCGGUGUUCACACGGUUUCGGUCAAGUACAAGCAGAUUCAUAUUCCUGGAUCGCCAUUCCAGUUCACCGUUGGUCCGCUCAAAGACACUGGUGCCCACCUGGUCAAGGCCGGUGGUCCGGGUCUCGAGCACGGUGAACAGGGUGUACCGUCCGAGUUCAACGUGUGGACGCGCGAAGCAGGCGGUGGCACUUUGGCCAUUUCCGUCGAAGGCCCCAGCAAAGCGGAGAUCGAGUUCAAGGAUCGCAAGGACGGCUCGUGCGACGUUUCCUAUGUGGUCAGCGAACCAGGUGACUAUCGCAUCGGGUUGAAGUUCAACGAUCGCCAUAUUCCGGACUCGCCGUUCAAGGUGUACAUCUCACCGGCGAUGGGCGAAGCGCACAAGCUGGAGGUGGCGCAGUUCCCAUCCGGUUGCGUUCAGGCCGACAAGCCUGCCCAGUUUAUGGUCCGAAAGAACGGUGCCAAGGGUGAGCUCGAUGCGAAGGUCGUUGCUCCGUCCAACAACGAAGACGAUUGUUUCAUACAGCUGAUCGACCAGGAUCAGUACUCGGUGCGGUUCUAUCCACGUGAGAACGGUAUCCACGCAAUCCACGUGAAGUUCAACGGUGUCCAUAUUCCCGGCUCUCCGUACCGCAUCAAGGUCGGCAAGGACGACGUCGAUCCGGCCGCGGUGCACGCUGUGGGCAAGGGUCUCGGUGAUGUGAAGACGGGCGAAAAGACGGAUCUGAUCAUCGACACGUGCAAUGCCGGUGCGGGUACGCUGGCCGUUACCGUUGAUGGUCCGGCCAAGGUAGCGAUGGACUGUACGGAGGUCGAAGAAGGCUACAAGGUCCGCUACACGCCACUAUUACCGGGCCACUACUACAUGACGAUCAAGUACAACCAGAUGCACAUCGUCGGCUCACCGUUCAAGAUCAACUGCACGGGCGAGAGCUUGGCCGAAGCCGGUGGUCAAGAGACGUCCUCCGUUAUCGUCGAAACGGUGGCCAAGAUGUCGAAAGGUGGCAAUCGGACCGGAGUCAUUCUGCCCAUCUUCAAAUCAGACGCCAGCAAAGUCCAGUCGAAGGGCAUGGGUCUCAAGAAGGCGUACAUGGGCAAGCAGAAUCAGUUCACAGUGAAUGCCGGUGAUGCGGGCAACAACAUUCUGUUUGUCGGCAUUUACGGCCCCAAGGGACCGUGCGAUGAAGUGUUCAUCAAACACACGGGACGCAAUCAAUACAAUGUCAACUAUCUGGUGCGUGAGCGGGGCGACUACAUCCUGCUGGUGAAAUGGGGCGACGAUCAUAUUCCCGGAUCCCCGUUCAAGGUUGAAGUGUAAAGGCCCCACGAGACACCCGCCACUUGUUCCGUUAAACAAAAGUCAAACACUGCAAAAUGUCCACACACCCAUUCGGCUCGAGUUCAUCUUGCGAGGAAAAGUGCCAACAGUGCCACAGUAUCGAUCAUUACAACAACGCAUUAACAAUGACAUUUUUGGAAACAUCACACAGACACGCAAACACACACAUACACACACAAUCUGUACCAUCUCACAACACGUUACGCUACCGUUCUCGGUCAAUGUGUACGCCGAUAAGCUGUUUUGUUUCGAAUGGUCUCAGCGUAUCCUUGCCCUUGGCAAGAAGAAAACAAUCGUCCAACGCCGUAACCCAAGGUGCCUGAACUGAAUUUACCCUAUGCGCUAGUUUGAAGUGUUCGCUGAAAAACAGAAGGAAAAACGGGAGAAUAUCCUUAAACGGGAGACGGUUUUUCAUUUUUUUAAAUCUCAAACCUAAGCAGUAUCUUCAACCUGCGCCAUAAAGUUUGCUAGUGCGCCCUUUUUACCAUACUGACUUUAAAUUCGCAAUUCGACCCACGUGUUGCAUGGAGUAAUUAUCAAUGACUCGAACAUCUUGAUGGAUCUACAAUUUUAGCACUCAAAACCCUGGUCUUCCAGAGUUUAAAACCCUAAAACCGGGACCGAGACGUUCUUCUCCGGUGCAGCUCUGCUGUGCCAUCCGCUGGGCGAUAAAGUCGGUAGCAAAACGCCCAGACAAAUUUUGAGCCUAAGUUGAACUGUUUCAGUUUUUAUCUUUCUUCGCAUGCCGUUUGGAAUCAUUUGAAAACUUUCCCUUUGUGAAUUGAAUGUUGGUUAACUUGUUGCUUAAUCUGUUUCUGUUUUUUUAUAGAAUUGUAUAUUUGUAUUUGGUUUUCUUCCCGCCCACCUUCGAGUCUCAAUCUUUGUUACAUUGCUACACUGAAGUUAAAACAUUGCGCAUGCCAAGUGUUUUUACGUUUGCUACUUUUAAUUUACCCUCCUACAAGGAAACGACAGUAAUUCAUUCGUUCCACGGGCCCAGCAGUUUGAUUACUAUUUAUUACGAUUAUGUUUCUUACUUCUAUGUUAUGUACCCGCUACUUCCUAAAAGAAAACGACGAUCCGUCUAUGUAAGGUAUAAGAAAUAUUAAAAAUGAACAAAAAAAAUAAAUAAAGCGAUUGUGUAAACGAU
Molecule: messenger RNA, 8827 nt
Organism: Anopheles cruzii
Lineage: Eukaryota; Metazoa; Arthropoda; Insecta; Diptera; Culicidae
Gene: cher
Product: filamin-A
Exons: 18
Coding region: 112-7656 (2514 amino acids)
Biological process (GO): actin cytoskeleton organization
Molecular function (GO): actin filament binding
Source: RefSeq, a predicted model, not a curated record